AUGAAGGUUACUCGAAAGCGCUCCAACUUCAAACCAGGCAGGGGCCACGGACGCGGCGGCUCCGGGCGAGGGAGGAUGCCUGAUCCCUAUCAAGCGAUAGCGGCGCUUAUGGGAAUGAUGGCGGGAGGCGCCGCCGCCUCAUCAGGAAGAGGUUCUUUUCAUCGCGGAGGACAUGGAAGAGGCCGUGGAGGUGGUGGAGGUGGUGGAGGUGGUGGAGGCUUUCAACCAUUUUAGAUAUAUAUAUAUAUAUAUAUAUAUAUUUAGAUUGAUAAUGCAUUAAGUGAAAGACAAGUAUUCAAAAAGGAGAAAAAUUGUACCCAUCACGCAAUGGAGAACUCAUUCCAAGGUAUAUCUUGACUUAUGAUAACGUCUGGGUAUCAUGUCAUCAUUGUCUUCAUAGGUGCUUUGGUUUGGAAUAGUGAGGCUUAAGAAAGAACUCGUAAGGUCGGUAAAGCAGUAUGCAUAUUCACGUAUCAGUUGUUUCUAUUUCAGUAAAAAAGCAGAAAAUUAAUUCAGAGGAAGCACAUAUAUAGAUAUAUGUUUAUAUUCAUAUGCAUUGAAGAGGUUUGUUGUUAUCUAAAUUGUACCCAAUAUGUUGAAUAAAAAAAGAGAAGUUAUAGGAAUGUAUGGGUGGUGUCAAGAUUUCUACCUCUUGUUGAGUCACAUUUGUAUUUCUUCAUUAUCUUUUCCCCCUCUUCCUUCUUGUAAUGUUUUCAAUGUACCUCCACCCUAAAGCGAGAAUAGUGAUAACGGCGGAGAAGGCGAAA
This is a messenger RNA of Phytomonas sp. EM1, 767 nucleotides long. NCBI's taxonomy places the organism in Eukaryota, Euglenozoa, Kinetoplastea, Trypanosomatida, Trypanosomatidae. The record is from the annotation of a GenBank genome assembly.